AUGUGCCCCAGUGCCCACACGCCUCCCCUGUACCUGCGCCUCCACGAUCCCAUCCCCUUACGUGCCCCCAGUGCCCACGCCUCCCCUGUACCUGCGCCUCCACGACCCCAUCCCCUACGCAGUCUCCCCCAGUGCCCACGCCUCCCCUGUACCUGCGCCUCCACGACCCCAUCCCCACGUGCCCCCAGCCCACGCCUCCCCCUGUACCUGCGCCCACUGAGCACCAUCCCCUACGUGCCCCCAGUGCCCACGCCUCCCCUGUACCUGCGCCUCCACGACCCCAUCCCCUACGUGUGCCCCCAGUGCCCACACGCCUCCCCUGUACCUGCGCCUCCACGAUCCCAUCCCCUACGGGUGCCCCCCUCUCUUUGUGCGCCCCACGCCUCCCCCUGUACCUGCGCCUCCACGACCCUUAUCCCCUUACGUGCCCCCUUGAAGUGCCUUACUGCCUCCUCCCUGUACCUGCAGCUCUCCAUGACCCCAUCAUCCCCUACGCCCCCAGUGCCCACUGCCUCCCCUGUACCUGCGCCUCCACGAGCCCCAUCCCCUACGUGCCCCCCAGUGUCCACGCCUCCCCUGUACCUGCGCCUCACUAUCCAUCCCCUACUGCUCCACGCCUCCCCUGUACCUGCGCCUCCACGAUCCCAUCCCCCACGUGCCCCCAGUGCCCACGCCUCCCCUGUACCUGCGCCUCCACGACCCCAUCCCCUACGUGCCCCCAGUGCCCACGCCUCCCCUGUACCCGCGCCUCCACGACCCCAUCCCCUACGUGCCCCCAGUGCCCACGCCUCCCCUGUACCUGCGCCUCCACGAUCCCAUCCCCAUGUGCCCCCAGUGCCCAUCACGCCUCCCCUGCACCUGCGCCUCCACGACCCCAUCCCCACGUGCCCCCUUCCAGUGCCCAGCCUCCCCUGUACCUGCGCCUCCACGAGACCCCAUCCCCUACGUGCCCCCCCCAGUGCCCACGCCUCCCCCUUCUGUACCUGCGCCUCCACGACCCUAUCCCCUACGUGCUCCCCACAGUGCCCACGCCUCCCCUGUACCUGCGCCUCCACGAUCCCAUCCCCUACGUACCCCCCAGUGCCCACGCCUCCCUUUGUACCUGCGCCCACGACCUCAUCCCCUACAUGUGCCCCAGUGCCCACGCCUCCCCUGUACCUGCGCCUCCACGAUCCCAUCCCCUACGUGCCCCCAGUGCCCACGCCUCCCCUGUACCCGCGCCUCCACGAUCCCAUCCCCUACGUGCCCCCAGUGUCCACGCUCUCCCCUGUACCUGCGCCUCCACGAUCCCAUCCCUUACAAAAGCCCCCCCCAGUGUCCACGCUCUCCCUGUACCUGCGCCUCCACGACCCCAUCCCCAUGUGCCCCCAGUGCCCACACGCCUCCCCUGUACCUGCGCCUCCACGAUCCUAUCCCCCUACGUGCCCCCCCUUCUUCAGUGUCCAUACGCCCCUGUACCUGCGCCUCCACGAUCCCAUCCCCUACGUGCCCCCAGUGCCCACGCCUCCCCUGUACCUGCGCCUCCACGACCCCCAUCCCCUACGUGCCCCCCAGUGCCCACGCCUCUGUACCUGCGCCCCCACGACCCCCAUCCCCUACGUGCCCCCAGUGUCCACGCCUCCCCUGUACCUCCGCGCCCACGACCAUCCUUACGUGCCCCCAGUGCCCACGCCUCCCCUGUACCUGCGCCUCCACGAUCCCAUCCCCUACGUGCCCCCAGCGCCCACGCCCCCUGUACCUGCGCCCCCACGACCCCAUCCCCCCAUGUGCCCCCCAGUGCCCACGCCUCCCCUGUACCUGCGCCUUCCACGUGACCCCAUCCCCUACGUGCCCCCCCAGUGCCACGCUCUGCACCUGCGCCUCCACGACCCCAUCCCCUACGUGCCCCCCAGUGCCCACGCCUCCCCU
This is a messenger RNA of Homarus americanus (American lobster), 1908 nucleotides long. Its product is annotated as proline-rich extensin-like protein EPR1. The transcript has 2 exons. Lineage: Eukaryota; Metazoa; Arthropoda; Malacostraca; Decapoda; Nephropidae. The annotation marks the transcript as partial. The record is from RefSeq and is a predicted model, not a curated record.